CAGCAACUAUAAGUACAAUUACUCUGUGUGAGACAUUGAAUAAGUCCUGUGUUCAAAUUGCUGCAAAAUCAUGGGUUACAAUCCAUCAAGUAGUUUGAAUGUGAUUUCAGUUGUGCUGCUUACUGCACUUGUGUGUUCUAACGUCUACACACUUUAUUCUGUUUCUACUACAAGGAAUGAAUUGGUAGCAUUCAAGGCAGAGCUUACUCAGCGGAACAAAGAGCUGCAUUUUUCAAAGCAAAGUAAAUCAGGGGUCUCUAACCCUGCUGCUGCACGUCUCAAAAGAAAUGAAAUGGGGAGUGAAAGCGUAUCAAGUAUCUUGUAUGAAGUGCUAUCAUUAUGGUUCGGAAAAUCAAAUCCACGUCCAGUCGUAAGGUGUACAACCGAUGAAAAGAACUCUACUUCAUGUUUUGUAAAGCCAGCCACAUCGGAUGACAGGAAAGAUAUGACAUAUUCCACCAUUCUCCUAGAAGAAGCUAUCUCUCGCGUAAUUGUAGGAAAGAUUCAGUCUGCCUUAAACUGUAGCUUUUCGAGCUCAGGUGAUGACAGAUGUGGAUUUCGCCCUGGUCCUCCCGGUGCUGAUGGUCAGAGAGGUGAAAAGGGAAACCGUGGGCAGAGGGGAAAAAAGGGUACACCAGGACGUAAUGGAAUUCAAGGAGACAGGGGCUCACCAGGUACCCAUGGUGUGCCUGGGAGUCGAGGUGAUCCUGGUGUAAAUGGUUUGGACGGUCGAGAUGGUAGGCAAGGAAAUGAUGGAAGUCUAGGCCCAAAAGGGGAAGUUGGAAACUCAGGACAACCGGGAGAUACUGGUGAUUCAGGUGUACCGGGACUUAAAGGAAACACUGGUGCUGCUGGAGUAAUCGGAGCAAAAGGUGAUACCGGUGAUGUAGGUUCUACCGGAUCUCAAGGACCUAAAGGGAACCCUGGUGCUGUAGGUGCUACUGGACAUCAAGGGAACCCUGGUGCUGCAGGUUUAAAAGGAUCUCGUGGAAUAAAUGGAGAAAGAGGGCCUAAGGGUGAUACAGGUUCCACUGGAUCACAAGGACCGAAGGGGAUUCCUGGUGCUGCAGGUUUAGAAGGGACAAAUGGAGAAAGAGGACCGAAGGGUGAUACAGGAGCCACUGGACCUAAAGGAACGCAAGCAGCUAAGGGAGAAAGAGGACCUAAGGGUAACACAGGAGCCACUGGACCUAAGGGAGCUCAAGCAGCUAAAGGAGAAAGAGGAACUAAGGGUGACACAGGAGCCACUGGACCUAAAGGAGCCCAAGCAGCUAAAGGAGAAAGAGGAACUAAGGGAGCCGCUGGACCUAAAGGAGCCCAAGCAGCUAAAGGAGAAAGAGGAACUAAGGGUGACACAGGAGCCACUGGACCUAAAGGGCCCCAAGCAGCUAAAGGAGAAAGAGGAUUACCUGGUCUAAAAGGACGGAAAGGUGAAGGCGGAGCUCUGGGUCAGAAAGGCCAGAAAGGGGAGCCUGCUUUAGUUAACGAGUGUGUGAGUGGAACACAUAAUUGCCAACAAGUCUGCACUGACACAGCGGCAUCCUUUGUCUGUUCGUGCAACAGAGGAUAUGUCUUAAAUUCUGAUCGUCGAACAUGUCGAAGUGUUAAUGAGUGUGUGAGUGGAAUACAUAAUUGCCAGCAAGUCUGCAUUGACACAGUGACAUCAUUUAUUUGUUCAUGCCACAGAGGAUAUGUAUUAAAUUCUGAUCGUCGAACAUGUCGAAGAUUUUUUAAUCCAAUAGAAGAGGACGACUGUAUUCGAAAUGGCGAAAUUUGUCCUUGACCAUGGAAUGAGAUACAUUGUACCACUAUAUAGCACUACAAAAUACCGUAAACAAUAUUUGCGUAGUUGUGUUGACUUAACAUAAUAAUUAUUAUCUGUGUGCA
Halichondria panicea is the source of this 1887-nucleotide messenger RNA. Its product is annotated as collagen alpha-1(I) chain-like. Gene Ontology annotation, molecular function: calcium ion binding. The transcript is spliced from 5 exons. Gene Ontology annotation, cellular component: extracellular matrix. Bases 71 to 1783 code for a protein of 570 amino acids. Lineage: Eukaryota; Metazoa; Porifera; Demospongiae; Suberitida; Halichondriidae. The record is from RefSeq and is a predicted model, not a curated record.